Penicillium canescens is the source of this 2481-nucleotide messenger RNA. RefSeq names its product threonine/serine exporter family protein. Gene Ontology annotation, biological process: transmembrane transport. Bases 1 to 2481 code for a protein of 826 amino acids. Lineage: Eukaryota; Fungi; Ascomycota; Eurotiomycetes; Eurotiales; Aspergillaceae. The transcript has a single exon. Gene Ontology annotation, molecular function: transmembrane transporter activity. The record is from RefSeq and is a predicted model, not a curated record.
AUGUCGGCAGCACCUUCCAUCAGCAGUUUCAACCGGGACUCGGAUCCAGACAAAGCAAAUUCAUCGGAGGAUAGGCACGAUGCACCACAGAGCAGUCUGCAGCAACAACAGCGAGCGCUUCAUGUCCGAUUUCGAUGCAAUGGGCCGCCACAAGAAAUCGGGCGUAACCCACCUACGGAAAGCUCACGACAAGAAUGGGAACACUCUCAGCGGCAGGGAGAAGCUCAUAGACCGACAGCUCCGUAUGCGCACGAGUCGGAAGAUAUCGCCGACACCCCACAGCAAGAUCGUGCUCCUGAAUCCGGCCAGCCUCAGGGUGCCCCAGGUCUCGACACCACAGAUAACGCAACAAAAGCAGAAAACGAGAAGAAAGAGUCUGAAGUCCCUCAACGAAAAAGACUCAAAGAGCGAUGGCGAUAUGCAACGCAAACCCUCAGAAUGAAAGCCGGCAUAUUGGGAGAUCGCAUGGGUCGCCCAGCGUCGGAGGGAGAUGAUCUAACAUCGGGGAAAUACAGACCCGACUGGGCAACUGGGGGCGCCCCUGCGCUAUCAGACUUUACAGAUGAUAAACACAAGUCCGAUGAAGAAAAGUUAGCAAACCAAGCAGCUAGCAGCUCUGAGGCACACCGUCUUGUGCGAGAUUUGACCCAGGACCAUUCCCAAAAACGUCGGAAAGGACGCGGAAGACCGUAUCCACAUGCUGGGACCGAAUUUCAAGAUGAGGAAAACCCUACUGGUGCAGAAGCGAGCUUGCGAUAUCGAUCUGGAGGUGGGGGCAUCCUGUCGCAGUUGAUAAAAUUGAAUGGUGGCCAGCAAGCUGGCCAGCAACGAGAUGCUGGAACCGGAUCUCGGAGAUCUACCGACUCCUCGGUUGCUUCAUCAACGAGUACAGCAUCUGGAACUCCAAGAAAAGGUAAAUCACCAAAGUGGUAUAAAAGGCCUGCAAACACUUCGACGUCGACGCUGAUCGGUGGCGGCGAGGGGGCUUAUAGCGGUGCAAGCACGCCCGUUUCCAGCGAAGUUCUAUCUGCAGCUUCAAAGCGACGCGCCCAGGAAGGUAGCGGUGACAAGCCAGGUUCAAAUAUGCGACUCGAGGAUGAAAUCCGAGUGACAAUCCACAUUGCUGAGAUCAUCUGUCGCCAGCGGUAUAUCAUACAGCUCUGUCGGUGUUUGAUGUCUUUCGGAGCGCCCACCCAUAGACUGGAGGAAUAUAUGCAAAUGACUGCCAAGGUGCUUGAGGUCGACAGCCAGUUUCUUUACCUACCAGGCUGCAUGAUCAUGUCAUUCGAUGAUCCGUCUACUCGCACGACAGAAGUGAAACUUGUUCGUAUGGCCCAGGGUGUUGAUCUGGCCCGUCUAUCAGAAACUCACCUCACCUACAAAAAUGUGAUUCAUGACGUGAUCGGUAUAGAGGAAGCAGUGCAGGAACUGGACAGUAUCAUGAAGACAAGCCCUCGUUAUCCUAAAUGGAUGGUCGUGUUGGUUUACGGCCUGGCCACUGCUACUGUGGGACCAUUUGCUUUUAAUGCGAGACCAAUUGACAUGCCGAUCAUAUUUAUCAAUGGACUUCUCGUUGGACUAAUGCAGCAUGUUGCUGCGCCUCGGUCGGUACUAUAUUCUAACGUCUUCGAAGUCACAUCGACUGUCGCGACGUCGUUUCUGGCUCGAGCCUUCGGCAGCAUUCCACGUGCUGUUGCGGAUGGCAAGCGAGAAUAUCUCUUUUGCUUUUCCGCCAUUGCACAAGCCUCUAUCGCAUUGAUACUACCAGGAUUUCUAGUACUCUGUGCUAGCCUGGAACUUCAGUCUCACCAAAUUAUCGCCGGGUCAAUUCGAAUGGUGUACGCACUCCUGUUUUCCUUGUUCAUCGGCUAUGGGAUCACCGUUGGCACAACAGUCUACGGUCUUAUAGACAACGGCGCCGUGUCUGACACAUCGUGCCCAAAACAAGGGGCUUUUCAAAACCCCUAUGUCCAACGGUUUCCGUUCGUAACGAUCAUGACCGUCUGGCUCCUGAUCAUCAAUCAAGGCAAAUGGAAACAGCUCCCACCAAUGACCGUCAUCGCCUUGUCUGGAUAUAUCAGCAAUUACUUCAGUACCAAAAAGCUGGGAUCCAACUCACAAGUUGCGAAUACAGUGGGCGCAUUCACUAUCGGGAUUAUGGGUAAUCUAUACAGCCGCCUUUGGCAUGGCCACGCUGCAACUGCUAUUCUUCCCGGAAUCUUUAUCCUCGUCCCCUCUGGGCUCGCCGCGACGGGCUCUCUCAUUACAGGGGUCCAAUCAGCCGACGAAAUUCGCAAAAACGUCUCCCAGCAUGGUGGCGCUAGCUCUACACCCGGGGCGGGCCUGUCAUCUAGUAGCUCUGUUUUCAGCUUGGGUUUUGGAAUGAUUCAAGUUGCGAUCGGUAUUACCAUUGGUUUGUUUAUAUCUGCAUUGAUCGUUUAUCCGUAUGGCAAGCCUCGCAGUGGGCUGUUCAGUUUCUAG